GAUCUUGGGUAAAUCUUUACGUAAUGCGGAACAGAAACACCGACGUUGAAAGUUAACUAUGGCAAACAACGAAUCAAAGCCGCGCAAAGAUCUCGAUGAAUCGUGUGUUUUCUGCCUUAUUGCGCACAAUAGAGACGAAGUGACGACUGUUAUAAAACAGGACGAAGAGCUGGUUUGUUUCAGUGAUAUAUAUCCCGCUGCUCCUCAUCACUACCUGGUUGUUCCUAGAGAGCACAUUCUCAGCUGCAGAUCAUUGAACAGAAGAAACAUUGACCUUGUUGAAAGGAUGGCCAAAUUUGGGAAAGAGGUGCUCUGUGAGCAGGGGAUCACUGAUCUGAAGGAUGUAAGGUUAGGGUUCCAUCAACCUCCUUUUAUCUCAGUAGACCACCUCCACCUCCAUGUACUCGCACCGGCCAGCCAAAUCUCAAGUUACAUGGAGUACAAGUUCACCCCAGGGACCGACUGUUUUAUAAUUGAAGAGUCUCUGAGGAAGCGCUUAGGGAAAGUGUCCUCACCAGCCAUUAAGAAAUUUUGACAAUUUUUGGAAUAUUUGUGAGUUUUCAGAUCCAACACUGACCCUAAAGGGACUAAAGCAGAGCAACAAACGACCUGUUCAUCAAGAGGAGCUCAUCAACUUCUAAGUGUCCUGCACCCGUGCCAAAAACCACAGUUUGGAAAGAAACUUGUUGAAAACAUUAGCAUUCCAGCAUGCUAAGUUUGUGGACAUGCGCUGGAUGUACUGUAUGAGUGUUUUGUUGUUUGCAGUUGUGUACACUCCUGUUUAGUACAUUUAUCAUUAUUUAAAAGAAAAGUGAAUGAAAUUAUAUCUGUAUUUUGAGUAAAAUUUGGAUAUGAAGGAGACAGGAGGGUAAACCCAACAAAGCCAAACUGCUGCCUAUAAGUUAUCAGUUUCAGAUUGAAUUGUUUAUUCAAACCUGUUUAAAAUGAUUUGUUGUAUUCUGUUGUAAUUUAUAAAAAAAAAAAAAAAAAACUGCCCGAUAAUUAAUAUUUAAGUGUUAAGCACCAAAAGAGGGGUUGUUACUUGUUAAAUCAUGGAAAAAAUGUCUGGGUAUAAAAAAAACAACUUAAUUUAGGAAGUGCACAUCUUUUUAAAGGUGAUUUUGAUCAGUGGAAAUAAACCACAACACCAACAUUUCCAUCACCACAAACAGCUCAGAGUAAAAACAUUCCCAAUGUGUCGCCAUGAAAGCUUGUUCUAGACCUUAUGUUCAAUUCAUAAAUGUUCAGAAAACUAAUAAAGGAUUGUUUUAUAGGAUAGAAGUUAACCUUUUUUACACCUUGGAGUAAUUUUUGUUCACGUCAUUUGGAGUCAACUAUCGUUCAAGGUGCAGUCAAAUCAGACUAAUCAGCUUGAUGUAUUUUUCAUUUUAUCAGUGUGCUGUGGAUAGCUUGCAUGUAUGCAAACAAUCCGAUGUACAGUGGACAUAAAACGUUUACGCACCUCUGUGAAAACUGCCAGGUUUUUUGUGACGUAAAACAAUAUUUGCCCAAGAUAAAUGGUUUCAGCACUUUUUUCCAA
This is a messenger RNA of Girardinichthys multiradiatus, 1540 nucleotides long. Its product is annotated as adenosine 5'-monophosphoramidase HINT3-like. The record is from RefSeq and is a predicted model, not a curated record. The coding region runs from base 59 to 535 and encodes 158 amino acids. Gene Ontology annotation, molecular function: catalytic activity. Lineage: Eukaryota; Metazoa; Chordata; Actinopteri; Cyprinodontiformes; Goodeidae. The transcript is spliced from 5 exons.